This is a messenger RNA of Quercus robur (English oak), 1288 nucleotides long. RefSeq lists its product as uncharacterized. Lineage: Eukaryota; Viridiplantae; Streptophyta; Magnoliopsida; Fagales; Fagaceae. The transcript has a single exon. Bases 214 to 1143 code for a protein of 309 amino acids. The record is from RefSeq and is a predicted model, not a curated record.
AAAACCUUACACAACCUUACCUUCCAAAACCUCCCCUUUUCUUCACCAACUCCUCAUUCACAUAAAAGCUCAUAUCUCUCUCGCCCUCUUUCUCUCUGUGUAUUAAAAUCUGAUUUUUAUUUUUAUUUUUAAAUUUCUUGUAAUCAAAGCUAAAGCUGAGCUGAGCUGAUAAUUCAGAAACUUUGAUAGACGAUACAUAGUAAAUAUCAUAGCAUGGAGAUCCCAGUGAUCAACAGGAUAAGCGAUUUGGAGCUUUCAUUGCAAAACCCAUCAAUGUUUUCUCGGGCUUUUUCGGUUUCUGGCUUCGAAGCCAUUCGAUUUUGGAAAUGGGGUGCUCUGGUUCUUGCUCUAGUCGCCUCGUUUAGCGCAAUAAUGAACAGGGUCAGGAUUUUAAUCGUGAAAUUCCAAAGGGCAAGUUCAGCAGCUUCUGAACCUCUCUUAAAACUCGUCGACGACGACGACAUUUACAGUAGCGACGACGACGACGACGACACUUCUUCUGUGUCGUCUUCUAUAGAAGAAGAAGAAGAAGAAGAAGAAGAAGAAGAAGAAGAAGAAGAAGAAGAAGAACCCAUGGAUGAAGAUUUCCGGGUCGCCGGGUCGGGUCGUGGAUACUUCGGAAGAAGUCAAGGGCAAAGUCGUAAUUCGAAGCUAUGGCAACGGUUCUCGUGGACAGACUUGGCUAGUGGUAGCGUUGUGAAGCUGUGGGACCAUUUGGGUUUGGGGUUAGACUUUGACGGCGAAGUUGACGGCGACCUCAUUUCCGUUUACGAUAUGAACAGGGAACAAAGGGUAACGUCUCUUUUAGGCAGGAAAUCGGGUGUGAUGGCCGUGUCGCCGUUAAAUUCGGGGUCUGUUGUGACAGCGGCAGAAAAGGGCGUGUCUGGAAACGUGUCGCUGAAGGUGUGGGACACGCGUGUCCGGUGUCGGAUACCUGAGAUACUCGCCGAAUGGGGGCCACAGCUUGGGAAAAAGAUCGUGGCCGUUGGAUACGGCGGUGUCGGAAAAGUGCACGUUAGAGAUGACGACAGCGAGGUUGUUGGGGACAUUAGGAACGCUACAUCGCCGUUAGUGGAUUUAACGGUAUCUGAUGUGGACACGUGGUGGGACGCCGAUGCCUUUAUUGCUCCAGACGAGUUGUAAUAAUUAAAUUAAUUACGAGUUGUAUUCGCUCCUCAAAAAAAAAAAAAAAAAAAAAAAAAAAAAAUUACAAGUUGUAUUCACGCGUCUUAAGCUGUAAUGGUAAUAUAUAGAUUUGGACAAAAAUUUGUGGAAUAUUUGAUUGGAA